AUGGCUGCGCGAGACCCGGCCUUGGGCUGCCUGCGUGGGAAGGAGCAGCUGCCAGCUUUCACCUGGGAGGUGAGGGCCAAUGACCGGAACUACCACAUGCAGUUCAAGAAGAAAUUUGCCUUCUGUCUGACCAGGAAGAAGUACGCGGGCAAUGCCAUUAAAACAGCCAAGUACAACAUCUUCACCUUCCUACCACUGAACCUCUACGAGCAGUUCCACCGAAUGGCCAACGUCUACUUCGUCUUCGUCAUCCUCUUACAGACCUUCCCUCAGAUCUCCACACUGCCCUGGUACACCCUGCUGUUCCCCUUGAGCUGCCUUCUCACCAUCCGGGGUCUACGAGACCUGAUCGAUGACAUUGGUCGUCACCAAAGUGACAGAAACAUCAACAGCAGACCAUGUGAAAUCCUGUCCGGGAAGAGCUUCCGCUGGCAGACAUGGCGUGACAUCUGCGUUGGGGACAUCAUCCGCCUGCGUAAGGAGAGCAUCGUCCCGGCUGACAUCUUCUUGCUGAGCAGCUCAGAGCCCAGCAGCCUGUGCUACGUGGAGACUGCUGACAUCGAUGGGGAAACGAACCUGAAGUUCAGACAAGCGCUUCUGGUCACCCACCAGCAGCUGGUGAGCGAGGAGAGCAUGGCUGCCUUUGACGGGAGAGUGACCUGUGAGGAACCCAACAGCCGCAUGCACAGCUUCACCGGCACGCUGGAGUGGAGGGGUGAGACCUACUCGCUCGACAGCGAAAGGAUCCUGCUGCGAGGCUGCAAACUUCGCAACACCGACGUUUGCUAUGGCUUGGUCAUCUACGCAGGAUUUGAUUCCAAAAUUAUGAGGAACUGUGGAAAGAUCAAGAGGAAGAAAACCAAGCUGGACCGCAUGAUGGACCGGCUAGUGAUCAUAAUCUUCCUGGUGCUGUUGGUCACGUCACUAUGCCUCACCAUUGCCUCUGGGUUCUGGGCCAGGAUGUUCCAGGAGAAGCACAGCUACCUCUCUGCUUUCUACAAGCACACCACCCCUGCCCAGCAGGCCUUCUUCAACUUCUGGGGCUUCACGAUCCUCCUGAGCAUCAUCAUACCCAUGUCCAUGUAUAUAACGCUGGAAUUCAUCUAUCUGGUGAACAGCUUUUUCAUCAACUGGGAUCUGGAAAUGUAUUACGCCGUCAAGGACAUUCCAGCUAAAGCCAGAAGCACCAGCCUCAAUGACCAGCUUGGCCAGAUCGAAUAUAUCUUCUCAGACAAGACCGGCACCUUGACACAAAACAUUAUGAGCUUCAAGAAAUGCUGUAUCAAUGGGAUCAUCUAUGACCAGAUGGUUUAUCAAGCAGCUUCACCAGAUGAAGAAGCACUGGUGUUGGCAGCCAGGAACUUGGGGUACGUCUUUCUGACCCGAACACAAGACACCAUCACCAUCAGUGAGCUGGGGAUGAAGAGGACCUACAAAGUGUUGGCCAUGCUGGACUUCAACAGCGAUCGCAAGAGGAUGUCUGUCCUGGUGCGAGACCCCCAGGGCACGAUCCGGCUCUACACCAAGGGUGCUGACACUGUCAUCCUGGAGAGACUGCAGAGGCGUGGGCCCAACGAGACCUUCACUGAGAUGGCACUGGAUCGCUUUGCAGAGGAGACACUGAGGACUUUAUGCCUGGCCAGCAAGGAGGUGAGCGAGGUCGAGUACAACGAGUGGAGCAGGAGGCACCACGAGGCCAGUGUCCUGCUGCAGGACCGCGCGCGGGAGCUGGACAAGCUGUACGAGGAGAUGGAGCAGAACCUGCAGCUGCUUGGGGCCACAGCCAUUGAGGACAAGUUGCAAGAUGGAGUCCCUGAGACCAUCCAGCUUCUGAAACUGGGCAACAUUAAAGUGUGGGUGCUGACAGGAGACAAACAAGAGACCGCCAUGAACAUUGGCUACGCGUGCAAGCUGCUCACGGAUGACAUGGAGAUCCUGGAGGAGAAAGAGAUCAGUGAGAUCCUCAAGGAUUACUGGGGGAGCAACAACAACCUCAACAGGGAAGCCCUGUGCAGUGGCCACCUCUCCCAGCAGCGCCCAGAGGCUUCGUGCCACAAGAAGAGAGCUCUCAUUAUCAGCGGAGACUUCCUGGACAAAAUCCUCCACACGGGAGAGGUGCUGAAGGAGAAGAAGGGACGGCUGUGGCGGUGGCUGGCUUGCUGCAGGGCUACGGGCUCGCAGGAGCAGGGCAGUCUGGUGGAGAAGGUUUUCGUGGACUUGGCCACCAGCUGCCAGGCAGUGAUCUGCUGCAGGGUGACCCCCAAGCAGAAAGCCCUCAUCGUGCAGCUGGUGAAGAAGCACAAGAAGGCCAUCACGCUGGCCAUCGGGGAUGGGGCCAACGAUGUCAACAUGAUCAAAACUGCUGACAUCGGGGUGGGCAUCAGCGGGCUGGAGGGCAUGCAGGCCGUGCAGUGCAGUGACUACGCCCUGGCACAGUUCUCCUACCUCCAACGCCUCCUGCUCGUCCAUGGCCGCUGGGCAUAUCUGCGCAUCUGCAAGUUCCUCCGCUACUUCUUCUACAAGACCUUUGCUGGCCUCAUGGCUCAGGUCUGGUUUGCUUUCCACAGUGGAUUCACAGCUCAGCCUCUGUAUGAGGGCUGGUUCCUUGCGCUCUACAACAUCUUCUACACCGCCUACCCUGUGCUGUCUGUGGGCCUUCUGGAGCAGGAUGUGAGUGCCAAGAAGAGCCUGGAGUUCCCGGAGCUCUACGUGAUCGGGCAGCAAGACGAGCUCUUCAACUACCGUGUUUUUGGCGUCACCGUCCUGCACGGGGUCAGCACCUCACUUGCCAGCUUCUACAUCACGCUCUGGGCCUUCGAGGACCGCGUUGGCAGCAAGGCUGUCGGCGACUACGAGUCCUUUGCCAUCACGGUGGCCACAUCAGCGUUGCUGUCAGUGCUCAUGGAGAUUAUCCUGGACAUCAAGUUCUGGACGGUGUUGUCCUUCCUGCUGGUCACAGCCAGCCUGCUGUUCUUCUGCCUCUUCUCCUUCCUGACCCAAAGCAUUGAUGCCUUCAGGAUAGCCCCUGCCAUCUUCCGCUUCCCAGACGCCAGCUGGAAUGCCCUGACCGACCCUUAUGUCCUGCUCGUGGUCCUGCUGUCCCUGGUGGUGAACACCAUCCCCUCACUCACCGUCCGCUUGUACUGCACCAUCGUGGGCAAAAACACCACCCAGCAGAAGAUCCACCUGAAGGCCAGGCAGGAGCCGGAACCCUCGGUGGAGCUGCGUGCCCACAUCCCUCGCGGCUCCUUCCACCACCGCUCCAGCUACGCCUUCUCCCACCAGGAGGGCUACGCUGGUCUCAUCACCCGCGGGGACAGUCUGCGUGCUGGGGGCACCCGCUGCACCACCCAGGGUCUCCUACACCCAGAGACCACCCUGGCUUUGUCCUCCCUCCCCAGCCCUUCAGCGUAG
This is a messenger RNA of Antrostomus carolinensis (chuck-will's-widow), 3414 nucleotides long. It is a transcript of the gene ATP8B3, whose product is annotated as ATPase phospholipid transporting 8B3. Bases 1 to 3414 code for a protein of 1137 amino acids. Gene Ontology annotation, molecular function: ATP hydrolysis activity; ATPase-coupled intramembrane lipid carrier activity; magnesium ion binding. Lineage: Eukaryota; Metazoa; Chordata; Aves; Caprimulgiformes; Caprimulgidae. Gene Ontology annotation, cellular component: plasma membrane; trans-Golgi network. The record is from RefSeq and is a predicted model, not a curated record. The transcript has 25 exons. Gene Ontology annotation, biological process: Golgi organization; phospholipid translocation.